Cercocebus atys (sooty mangabey) is the source of this 3121-nucleotide messenger RNA. RefSeq names its product heterogeneous nuclear ribonucleoprotein U-like 2 (gene HNRNPUL2). Gene Ontology annotation, cellular component: membrane. Lineage: Eukaryota; Metazoa; Chordata; Mammalia; Primates; Cercopithecidae. The transcript is spliced from 14 exons. The record is from RefSeq and is a predicted model, not a curated record. Bases 333 to 2576 code for a protein of 747 amino acids. Gene Ontology annotation, molecular function: protein binding.
GGCGGGAGGAAGCGGGAGGAACUCCGUCGUCCUCCGCGCGCGCCUGCCCGCGGCUGGGGAACCGAAGGCCUGGAGGGAAAACAGCUCCCCGCGGCGUUGUUUUGGGCUCCGUGAGCCGAAAGGGGGAGGGGAGAGGAAGCAGAAGCAAACACUGCGCAGUGGGACCGUGCGCGGCCUCCGCUCCUGCGUGCGUGCGCUCGCUCGCGCGGGCUUAGUGCUGGCGCGUGAGGCGGAGGCGGGAGGCGGCGGCGGCGGCGGCGCCUGCGCGGUCGGACUCGGUCGACGGUUCGCAGGGGAGGAGGCGGCGGGAGGCGGAGGAGGCGGCGGCGGCGAUGGAGGUGAAGCGGCUGAAAGUGACCGAGCUGCGGUCAGAGCUGCAGCGGCGGGGCCUGGACUCGCGCGGCCUCAAAGUGGAUCUGGCGCAGCGGCUGCAGGAGGCGCUGGACGCCGAGAUGCUCGAGGACGAGGCCGGCGGCGGCGGGGCCGGGCCCGGCGGGGCCUGCAAGGCGGAGCCUCGGCCUGUGGCCGCGUCGGGCGGCGGCCCGGGCGGGGAGGAGGAGGAGGACGAAGAGGAGGAGGAGGAGGACGAGGAGGCGCUGCUUGAGGACGAGGACGAGGAGCCACCCCCUACUCAGGCCUUGGGUCAGGCCGCGCAGCCGCCGCCGGAGCCCCCGGAGGCGGCAGCCAUGGAGGCCGCAGCCGAGCCAGAUGCUUCCGAGAAGCCGGUGGAAACCACGGUCGGGUCAGGCGGGGUAAAUGGUGGCGAAGAGCAGGGCCCCGGCAAGGGGGAGGAAGACGAACCCGAGGAACGGAGCGGGGACGAGACGCCGGGAUCCGAGGUGCCGGGUGACAAGGCCGCCGAGGAACAGGGAGAUGACCAAGAUAGUGAAAAGUCAAAACCAGCAGGCUCAGAUGGUGAGCGGCGGGGGGUAAAGAGACAGCGGGAUGAGAAGGAUGAACAUGGCCGAGCUUACUAUGAAUUCCGAGAGGAGGCUUACCACAGCCGCUCAAAGUCUCCACUGCCUCCUGAAGAAGAGGCAAAAGAUGAGGAGGAGGAUCAAACUCUUGUGAACCUGGACACGUAUACCUCGGAUCUGCAUUUUCAAGUGAGCAAAGACCGCUAUGGAGGGCAGCCCCUUUUCUCAGAGAAGUUCCCCACCCUUUGGUCUGGGGCAAGGAGUACUUACGGAGUGACAAAGGGAAAAGUCUGCUUUGAGGCAAAGGUAACCCAGAAUCUCCCAAUGAAAGAAGGCUGCACGGAGGUCUCUCUCCUUCGAGUUGGGUGGUCUGUUGAUUUUUCCCGUCCACAGCUUGGUGAAGAUGAAUUCUCUUACGGUUUCGAUGGACGAGGACUCAAGGCAGAAAAUGGACAGUUUGAGGAAUUUGGCCAGACUUUUGGGGAGAAUGAUGUUAUUGGCUGCUUUGCUAAUUUUGAGACUGAAGAAGUAGAACUUUCCUUCUCCAAGAAUGGAGAAGACCUAGGUGUGGCGUUCUGGAUCAACAAGGAAUCCCUGGCAGACCGGGCCCUUCUACCCCAUGUCCUCUGCAAAAAUUGUGUUGUAGAAUUAAACUUUGGUCAGAAGGAGGAGCCCUUCUUCCCACCACCAGAAGAGUUUGUGUUCAUUCAUGCUGUGCCUGUUGAGGAGCGUGUGCGCACUGCAGUCCCUCCCAAGACCAUAGAGGAAUGUGAGGUUAUUCUGAUGGUGGGACUACCGGGAUCUGGAAAGACCCAGUGGGCACUGAAAUACGCAAAAGAAAACCCUGAGAAAAGAUAUAAUGUCCUGGGAGCUGAGACUGUGCUCAAUCAAAUGAGGAUGAAGGGGCUCGAGGAGCCAGAGAUGGACCCCAAAAGCCGAGACCUUUUAGUUCAGCAAGCCUCCCAGUGCCUUAGUAAGCUGGUCCAGAUUGCUUCCCGGACAAAGAGGAACUUUAUUCUUGAUCAGUGUAAUGUGUACAAUUCUGGCCAACGGCGGAAGCUAUUACUGUUCAAGACCUUUUCUCGGAAAGUGGUGGUGGUUGUCCCUAAUGAGGAAGACUGGAAGAAGAGGCUGGAAUUGAGGAAGGAAGUAGAGGGAGAUGAUGUGCCUGAAUCUAUAAUGCUGGAGAUGAAAGCCAACUUCUCUUUGCCUGAAAAAUGCGACUAUAUGGAUGAAGUGACAUAUGGGGAGCUGGAGAAGGAGGAAGCUCAGCCCAUUGUCACUAAGUACAAGGAGGAGGCGAGGAAGCUUCUGCCCCCCUCCGAGAAGCGGACAAACCGCCGAAACAACCGAAACAAGCGUAACCGGCAGAACCGAAGCCGGGGCCAAGGCUAUGUGGGCGGGCAGCGCCGAGGCUACGACAACCGGGCCUACGGGCAGCAGUACUGGGGGCAGCCUGGAAACAGAGGGGGUUACCGUAAUUUCUAUGAUCGAUACAGGGGAGACUAUGAUCGAUUUUACGGGCGAGAUUAUGAGUACAACAGAUACAGAGACUAUUACAGACAAUACAAUCGGGAUUGGCAGAGUUACUACUACCACCACCCCCAGGACAGAGACCGAUACUACAGGAACUACUACGGUUACCAAGGGUAUCGGUGAAGCCCCUGCCAUGGUCACCUGUCAGCCAUGAAGCUGAAUCUCUGGGGGUGCCAGGCACCCCCGCAAAACACAACCAAGGAAAACAGGGGCUAUCGGGGUGGGGCUGAGCUGCCGGGGAGGGGUGGUGGGGGGGAGGGUGCUCAAGCAGGGGUGGGGGAGGGGGGCGGUGGAAACAACGAAACUGUACAUUUUUUUUAAAGUUUGUUGAAAAGAAUAUUGUCUUAUUCUAUAAAACAUUUCAAACCUAGUUAGAGAUUUGUAAUCAAAAAACAUUUGCGCAGAAAGCAGCACUUAGGGCUGCCUGUUCUAUACCCUGCAGUCAGACAGGAAAAGAACUGAAAAUGGCACCCUUCUGACAUUCUGAGGCAGCUGGACUGGCAGCCAAGUAAAGGAGAGUGAUGAGGUGGUGUGGGGAGGGUGGGGAGGCAGUGCGAGGGUGCUCUCCACAGCAGGUAGGAGCAGGCAGGAGUCGGGACGGGGGAGAGCUUGUGACUGGGGCAGUGAAAAUAAACGAUUGGCUCUUAUCAAUCACUUGCACCAACUAA